Molecule: messenger RNA, 1951 nt
Organism: Oldenlandia corymbosa var. corymbosa
Lineage: Eukaryota; Viridiplantae; Streptophyta; Magnoliopsida; Gentianales; Rubiaceae
Source: the annotation of a GenBank genome assembly
CAAUUAGGCAUACUAAAAAAGAAACAAAACCACUGUCGAACCUCCGUUGUUUCCCCGGCGAACUUGCUAUGGAGGUUGGAGCUGCGCCGGGAAGUUUGCGGCUAAUUCAACUCCGGAUUGGCCGAAGAAUAUCAAAUCCAUCGCCUUCUUUUUACCCAAAAGUGAGAUGCAAUCUAAAGGGGGCCGGUUCCAAUGGCGUGGAACCAAUAUCCCAGAACCUGCGUAUGUUUAUCCUCGGAAUGGGAUUUGUGGGACAAUACUUCGCAGCUGAUUUGAAGCAAAAAGGAUGGGUGGUGAGUGGGACAUGUACCAGCACCGCCAUGAAAAUGAAACUUGAACAAAUGGGAUAUGAUGCAUAUGUCUUCGACGCCAACGAGCCCCAGGUAGAAGUCCUUGAUAUCAUGAAAUAUCAUACCCAUCUCCUUAUUUCCAUUCCUCCUGUGCCUGAUAUUGGUGAUCCUCUGCUUCAGCAUAAGGAACUAUUGAAAAGUAGAUUAAGAGAUGGGAACCUUCAGUGGCUCAGUUAUUUAUCAUCUACACGUGUAUAUGGUGAUAGUGGUGGUGCAUGGGUGGAUGAAGAUCAUCCCAUAAUGCCUACAAGUGAAUUGGCAAGGUCUAGAUUAGCUGCAGAGGAAGGAUGGUCAAGGUUGGGUCAGGAUUUGGAGAUAGCUGUACAGAUAUUUCGGCUUGGAGGUAUCUAUGGCCCUGGCAGAAGUGCCAUCGAUACAAUAAUUAAGAAGGAGCCUCUCUCUCCUAGUCAGAGAAAGCGUUCAUCUAGGCGUUAUACAUCCAGGAUCCAUGUUUCUGACAUUUGCCAAGCGCUUAAUGCCAGCAUUGAGAAGCCAUCUAAUAGGAGAAUAUACAACAUAGUGGAUGAUGAUCCUGCUCCACGAGCAGAAGUAUUUAAAUUUGCGCAGAAUUUGGUCAAAAGUAAGUGGCAGGACCAUGGACGAGAAUUCACUUUUCCUCAAGUGCCAGAAACUUUACCCUCAGAGGGAGUUUCCACAGAGGAGAAGCGAGUUAAUAAUGCCCGAAUGAAAUUAGAGCUUGGAGUAAAGCUUCGUUAUCCUACUUAUAAAUCAGGAUUGCAGGACAUCACUGACCAAAUGAGUGACCCUUUUGUCUCAUAAUCCCUGAGGGAUAAUGGGAGGACAUCAAAACGGGACAGCAUGAAGUUAAAAGAGGUGGCUGCAGAAGGGUUCUGCAAAUUGCAGGAUAGAAACAAGCAUCAAAGAGUACAGUAAAUUGAAACCCGACAAAACAGAGGAAUGGGAAGAAAUGGGACGUGCACGUUCAUCAUCAUGAUCAUCAUCAUCAGCAGCUGCUGCGCCUAGAUUCUCGAGUCUAUCAUGAUAUGUCAUCAGCAUGGAAAAUCAAGUAAAAAGGAAAGGAUUAUCCAUUAAUAGGAAGGAACUCAAAUGGCAGAAGCAGGUUGCGCAGUUUGAAUACACGUGUAUCAUUGUCUGCUGCAUGUUGCCGCGCCCAGUGGCCAAACAAAAACAGCUGUGCCUUUUCACCCUUCUUCCAGAAUUUCUUGUUUUCCAGAAAAGAAGUAAUAAGAAGUCCUAAAUCGCCACUUCAAUAUCUUUUUCCUUUGUUGCCCUUCAGAUAUAUAUUCCCUUCGACCCAAAAUGAUAUUACAGUUUAGAUUUUUAUUUUCAGUUCAAAUUAUACUAAAAUUUAAAAUUUAAACUCAAGACAACAAUUUUGGUACAAAUAGAGUAUCUUUCUUUUGUUUCAUAAAAUGGAGUACAUGAUCGAUUAGACAUCUCCCUCCGUUUGUAGUACCACUUUUGCAUGAAAUUUCAUUAUUUCAGUGGUCAUGUUAGUUGAUGUGUACCGAAAACUUGUAGUGCAUCAUAAAUAGUCACAUCCAUUAGGGUUUGCUAACAUUGAACUUAUUCCGUUGCGUCAUAUUCAGAAGACACAAAUUUGAAUUAUUAUACAUAGG